This is a messenger RNA of Sparassis crispa, 1842 nucleotides long. RefSeq lists its product as hypothetical. Lineage: Eukaryota; Fungi; Basidiomycota; Agaricomycetes; Polyporales; Sparassidaceae. The transcript has a single exon. Gene Ontology annotation, molecular function: zinc ion binding; nucleic acid binding. The record is from RefSeq and is a predicted model, not a curated record. Bases 1 to 1842 code for a protein of 613 amino acids.
AUGUCGCCGCAGCCGCCUGGCACGGCAGACACAACCACCAGUAAACGCAGUCUGAGGUCAACAACCCCAGCACCAUCGACAUCUAAGCCCGAGUCUCAGAACAAGCUUGAGCUUCCAACGAUGGCAAAGGUACCGUCGACGGAAGCAGCUAUACAGCUGUUACUCAAAAACAAGCUCAUUGAAGACAAGCACCCGAACGUGAAGAGCCUGGUUCAGGGUCUUUCGUUAAUCGCUAAGUCGGCCUCCAAGGCCUCAGCUAUGGUUGACAUCAUCACCGCUUUCGCUCACUAUGCUAGUAGACUAACGGUGGAAGAAGCAGCUGGAAAGCUUAUAGAACACGUUGUCCACAAGACGAACAACUCGUGGGGCUACCUUGACGACACGGCUACAGACUUCACGCAACUGGAGUCCAAGUUCGAGCUCCACGUCAAUCGAACGGAAGUACUACUCCAGAAGCUCGAGGUCGAGCACAAAAACUCGGCGGAAAGAGCCUCCAGACUCGAACAAGCUGUCACGAAGAUGAUACAAACAUCCGAAGAGAUAGCAAAAGAACAUACCAAUCCGGUAGGUGCCGUGCCGCAACCUUCUGGACUGACAUAUGCUGCAGCCGUAACCCAAGUACUCCCGACCUCCCAUGCAUCCACCCUCGCCCGCGAAGACAUCCUAGCCAGCCAGGUCCUCGUUGACGGAGCCCCGGCCAAGAACGCCUCCGGAGCUAUGCUCACAGAAGAGGAGCUCCUAGCGAAAGCAGAAAUGGCAUACAGCUUGAUGGGUAUCAAGGCGUCAGACGCUCCCCCCUCCUUCGCUUUCCGCUCGUGCAAGAAACUCCGAAAUGGCGGGGUAGUAUACAACAUGAACAGCCCGACGUCGGCCAAGUGGCUACGUUCUACUGAUGUCAUGAAGACCUUUCUUGACCACUUCGGUGGUGGUAACUGCCAACUGAAGACACAUACGUAUGCCGUUAUUGCUGAAUUUGUCCCGAUAGCCUGUCGCCCCGACGAACCCCACUACCUUCGAAUUAUUGAAUCACGCAACAACUACGACCCAGGUGACAUCGAAAGUGCGCAAUGGAUUAAGCCUCCGGAAUGCCGAUCCGAAGGCCAACGUAAAGCCCACCUCAUUAUCCGUUUCACUAACCCAAAAUCAGCAAACUCUGCACUCAGACAGGGCCUGAUUAUUGCAGGAACUGACAUUUCAGCACGGAGACUCAUUCCAGAGCCCCGCAGAUGCCUCAAAUGUCAAAAGAUAGGAGUCCCACACUUUAGUGCAGACUGCAAAUCCAUCCAUGACACGUGCGGUAAGUGUGCCUCUGUCGGGCACAGAACAGCUGACUGCCAGGAACUUGACCCAACCAACUACGGCUGUGCUAAUUGCCAAGCCACGCAUCGCCCAGACUGGAAGGGGCAUGCCGCUUGGGACCGUUUAUGUCCCAUCUUCCUAGAAGAGCGGAAGAAGAUGAUGGACCGCCUCCCAGAGAGCAAGUACCGUUUCUUCCCAACUGCUGACCCCACUUCAUGGGAACAGAUACAUGAGGUUACGCCAGCUCAUCCAAUGGCCCACACAACUGCAUUCCCAGCUCGUACAAUGACUAGCACCCAACCUUCGCAGUCCCGAGCUAAGCAGAAGUAUCCACAAAGCUGGGCAGAUGAUGAGCCCCCAGUUACCUUUCACUUUCAGAAUGGCAACAAACGACCCUCGCAAGCUCAGCGGAAGCAAGCGUACCAAGCAUCCCAGGGUCAUCACGAUACUAACCAAACACUAAUCUAUGACCAUCUCAACCAAGCUGGCUCCUCCGAAGCAGCACAUGACGGCCGCUCCCAACAAUCUCUAGACUAUGCCUGA